Molecule: messenger RNA, 979 nt
Organism: Nestor notabilis (Kea)
Lineage: Eukaryota; Metazoa; Chordata; Aves; Psittaciformes; Psittacidae
Exons: 5
Biological process (GO): regulation of transcription by RNA polymerase II; cell differentiation; anatomical structure morphogenesis
Molecular function (GO): DNA-binding transcription factor activity, RNA polymerase II-specific; RNA polymerase II cis-regulatory region sequence-specific DNA binding
Source: RefSeq, a predicted model, not a curated record
AUGCAGUCUUUACGGCACAAAUAUCAUGAACACAAAAGGUCACUCCCCCCAUAUCUGUCUCAAAUGAAGAAUCUGCUUCCCCAGGUUGGAAAAAGUCUGUAUAGUAAGAAAAAACCACCCCUAUCUUACAUAGCCUUAAUUGCAAAGGCAAUUCUUUCUUCCCCUACAAACAAAUUGAAUUUAGCUGCUAUCUACAAAUAUAUUGAAGAUAACUUUCCUUUCUACAGGAACAAAGGUCGAGGCUGGAGGAACAGUGUAAGGCACAACCUUUCACUAAAUGACUGUUUCAUCAAGGUGGGAAGAUGUGAGGAUGGCAAAGGAAACUACUGGAGUAUUCACCCAUCAAACUUAAAUGACUUUGUUCAUGGAGACUUCAGGCAACAUCGAAGGUCACGAAAGCGAGGGCGUUUAAAGGAGCUAGAGCAUUGCCUUGCUGUGAAUUAUUUCAUGCCAUGGGGACACUAUCCUUCCUAUCCAGCACCACAUUGGCUUUAUCAAACAUAUUAUUUUCUGGAUCCUAUGUGGAAAAUGCUGGAUGCUGACAGACUGCAGUUUGUGCAUGAAUAUCAAAAAUGGAAUGUAAACAGUGAUUUAAUCAUGGGGAAGUUUUCACUUCCACUACAGACUGAAAAACCACACGGCAUUUCUGUGGACUGGUUUUAUGGAUCUCCUGCUACCUCACUUAUGCAGCAGAACAUUUUCCUAAAUAUUCAACAGGGCUUCCCUAAUUCCCUUUUCUUCUCCACUCAGAAGCAGCAACAAAGUGAAGCAUUCAGACACAUCUUUUACAUAGCAAUAUGUAUGUACAUGGUUGCUUACAUAGCCAUCGAGUAUAUUGUGAUAAAAAAAAUUGAGAAGCUUCAAGAUGCCCAUGGAGCUCUCACUGGAAGCACAGAUAUAGAUAUGACAUAUAUGUAUGAGCCAGCACAUAAUGAGGUGCAACUUCUAGCCAUCGUAACUAGUAGUAAAGAUCGUUCAG